Molecule: messenger RNA, 9445 nt
Organism: Monodelphis domestica (gray short-tailed opossum)
Lineage: Eukaryota; Metazoa; Chordata; Mammalia; Didelphimorphia; Didelphidae
Gene: ERC1
Product: ELKS/RAB6-interacting/CAST family member 1
Biological process (GO): neuromuscular synaptic transmission; regulation of synaptic plasticity; maintenance of presynaptic active zone structure
Cellular component (GO): cytoskeleton of presynaptic active zone
Molecular function (GO): structural constituent of presynaptic active zone
Source: RefSeq, a predicted model, not a curated record
AGGCAGGCGCCUGGGCGGUGCACUGGUUGUGGCGGCUGCGGCGGCGGCGGCGGCGGCGACGACAGCGACUGCAGCCUUAGAGGUGGUGGCGGAGGCGAAGCAGCAGCGGCAGCGGCAUUAGCAGUAGCUGCUGCCAGGGCUAGAGGCAUCGCGGACGCCCUACCAGCUCGGCUUAGCUCGGCUCGACAGGCGUUCGAGCGUCUCGCCCCUGCUGAGCUCGCUGCCUUUUGGGUCUCGGCCCGGGCGGAGCCAGUGGGCCGGCGAAGGGCCCCCAGAGUGGGAGGUGGGGCUGGAAGAUAUGAUUUUAGAUAUCAUGAGCAUAUGACUUCAAGAAUGGACAACUGGGAAUCUAUUAAUUCUGAUUAGCUUUAAGCAGACUCAUAAUCACAGAGGAACCUCAUCAAAUUUCAUACUUUUUGCUUUAAACUUGUCUUGAUAUCUCACUCCUUUGUGCAGCCAUGUAUGGGAGUGCUCGUUCAGUUGGUAAAGUUGAACCAAGUAGUCAGAGUCCUGGGCGCUCACCUAGGCUUCCUCGUUCCCCUCGUUUGGGUCACCGCCGAACCAACAGCACUGGAGGGAGUUCUGGAAGCAGUACUGGAGGUGGCAGUGGUAAAACUCUUUCAAUGGAAAAUAUCCAGUCCUUAAAUGCUGCCUAUGCCACAUCAGGACCUAUGUACUUAAGUGAUCAUGAAAAUAUGGGUCCAGAUACACCUAAAAGCACCAUGACUCUUGGCCGUUCUGGGGGUCGACUGCCUUAUGGUGUUAGAAUGACUGCUAUGGGCAGCAGCCCUAAUAUUGCUAGCAGUGGGGUUGCCAGUGACACCAUAGCAUUUGGAGAACAUCAUCUCCCUCCUGUGAGUAUGGCAUCCACUGUACCUCAUUCACUGCGCCAGGCGAGGGAUAAUACAAUUAUGGAUCUACAGACACAAUUGAAGGAAGUGUUACGGGAAAAUGACCUAUUACGGAAGGACGUGGAGGUGAAAGAGAGUAAAUUGAGUUCUUCAAUGAAUAGUAUCAAGACCUUUUGGAGCCCUGAAUUGAAGAAGGAACGAGCCCUGAGAAAAGAUGAAGCUUCCAAAAUCACUGUUUGGAAGGAACAAUAUAGAGUUGUACAAGAAGAAAAUCAGCACAUGCAGAUGACAAUCCAGGCUCUCCAGGAUGAAUUGCGGAUCCAGAGGGACCUAAACCAACUAUUUCAGCAAGACGGUAGUAAUAGAGCUAAUGAACCCUUUGCUGCAGAGCUGACAGAGGAGAACUUUCAGAGACUACAUGCUGAACAUGAGAGGCAAGCCAAGGAACUCUUCCUUCUUCGUAAGACCCUUGAAGAAAUGGAGUUGCGGAUUGAGACUCAGAAACAAACACUGAGUGCACGAGAUGAGUCUAUAAAAAAGCUCUUGGAGAUGUUGCAGAGUAAGGGACUAUCUGCUAAGGCAACUGAAGAGGACCAUGAGAGAACAAGACGACUUGCUGAGGCAGAGAUGCAUGUACACCAUCUGGAAAGUCUCCUGGAGCAAAAGGAAAAAGAGAACAAUAUGUUGAGAGAGGAGAUGCAUCGGAGAUUUGAGAAUGCUCCUGACUCUGCUAAAACAAAAGCCCUGCAAACUGUUAUUGAAAUGAAGGACUCAAAAAUUUCCUCCAUGGAGCGUGGGCUCCGAGAUUUGGAGGAGGAAAUCCAGAUGCUGAAAUCUAAUGGAGCUUUGAGCACAGAAGAACGAGAAGAAGAGAUGAAACAAAUGGAGGUCUAUCGCAGCCAUUCCAAAUUCAUGAAAAACAAGGUAGAGCAACUGAAGGAGGAGCUAAGUGCGAAAGAGACUCAAGGGGAAGAGCUGAAAAAGAGAGCAGCUGGUCUCCAGACUGAGAUUGGUCAGGUGAAACAAGAGCUGUCCCGAAAGGACACAGAACUCUUAGCCUUGCAGACAAAGCUGGAAACACUUACAAAUCAAUUCUCUGAUAGUAAGCAACAUAUUGAAGUGCUAAAGGAAUCAUUGACUGCUAAGGAACAGAGAGCUGCCAUUUUACAGACAGAGGUAGAUGCACUUCGAUUAAGGUUGGAGGAAAAGGAGACUAUGCUGAAUAAGAAGACAAAACAGAUACAAGAAAUAGUUGAAGAGAAGGGAACUCAAGCAGGAGAAAUACAUGAUCUGAAGGAUAUGCUGGAUGUGAAGGAGCGUAAAGUCAAUGUUCUCCAGAAGAAGAUUGAAAAUCUUCAGGAACAACUUAGAGAUAAGGAGAAACAAAUGAGCAAUUUGAAGGAACGUGUCAAAUCUCUACAAGCCGAUACCACCAAUACUGACACUGCAUUGACUACUCUUGAAGAAGCCCUUUCAGAGAAGGAAAGGACAAUUGAACGAUUGAAGGAGCAACGGGACAGAGAUGAGCGGGAGAAACAAGAAGAGAUCGACAAUUAUAAGAAAGACCUGAAGGAUUUAAAGGAAAAAGUUAGCCUCUUGCAAGGAGACCUCUCUGAGAAAGAGGCAUCACUCUUAGACCUCAAGGAACAUGCUUCUUCUCUGGCUUCCUCAGGACUAAAGAAAGAUUCAAGACUUAAGACACUGGAGAUUGCUUUGGAGCAGAAGAAGGAAGAGUGUCUGAAAAUGGAAUCACAAUUGAAAAAGGCACAUGAAGCAACAAUAGAAGCCAGAGGCAGUCCAGAAAUGAAUGACCGAAUCCAGCAGUUAGAGAAGGAAAUUAUACAGCAUAGGGAUGAAUCCAGUAAGUCCCAGGCAGAGGUAGACCGUCUUCUGGAAAUUUUAAAGGAGAUGGAAAAUGAGAAGAAUGAUAAAGAUAAAAAGAUAGCUGAGCUGGAGAGGCAAAUAAAAGACCAAAAUAAGAAGGUUGCCAAUCUGAAGCACAAGGAGCAAGUGGAGAAAAAGAAGAGUGCACAGAUGCUUGAGGAGGCUCGGCGGAGGGAGGACAAUCUCAAUGACAGCUCUCAGCAGCUCCAGGACAAUCUCCGUAAGAAGGAUGACAGAAUUGAAGAACUGGAAGAGGCACUAAGGGAAAGUGUACAGAUAACUGCUGAACGAGAAAUGGUGCUAGCUCAAGAGGAAUCAGCCAGAACCUUUGCUGAAAAACAGGUGGAAGAAUUAAUGAUGGCUAUGGAAAAGGUUAAACAGGAACUAGAGUCCAUGAAAGCAAAGCUGAUUUCUACUCAACAAUCAUUAGCAGAGAAGGAAACUCAUUUGACCAAUCUUCGGGCAGAAAGGAGGAAACAUUUGGAAGAAGUCUUGGAGAUGAAGCAGGAAGCUCUCCUUGCUGCCAUUAGUGAAAAAGAUGCCAACAUAGCUCUUUUGGAGCUUUCCUCCUCCAAGAAGAAGACUCAAGAUGAGGUAGCUGCAUUGAAACGCGAGAAGGAUCGUCUGGUUCAGCAGCUGAAACAGCAGACUCAAAAUCGCAUGAAGCUGAUGGCUGACAAUUAUGAGGAUGACCACUUCAAGUCUUCUCAUUCCAGCCAAACCAACCACAAACCCUCCCCAGACCAGAUAAUCCAGCCCCUCUUAGAACUUGACCAGAACCGCAGCAAAUUGAAGUUGUACAUUGGACAUCUGACGUCCCUCUGCCAUGACAGAGAUCCCCUGAUCCUGCGAGGACUUAGUCCACCUGCCUCCUAUCACCUGGACGAUGAUCGGGCAGCUUGGGAAAGUGAGCUGCAGAAGAUGACCCAGGAGCAGCUUUGCAGUGAAUUAGAAAAAGGUGAGCGAGACAACGCAGAACUGCAGGAAUUUGCCAACGCCAUACUUCAACAGAUAGCCGAUCACUGCCCCGACAUCCUGGAACAAGUGGUCAAUGCACUAGAGGAGUCCUCCUGACCCCACCCAAUGACCUCGUGGGAAUGACCAACCCAACAGCCAACCUAUUCAGUCCAGGGACCUAAGAAAGGAGCAGUAAGAACAACAGAAGUCCAGAAAUCUCUGGUUUGCCUUGUAUACACUAAAACCAACCGGCCAAACACUACAAGCGACUUCCUAUCGCUGAUCUCCCCUCCAAAUUCCCACAACAUUUUUGCAUUCAUCUUUUUGCUGUGGAGAUGGUCUCCUCACUAUUUUGGGAUGUCCACAAUGAGUGGCUUCCUCUCUACAAAGACCCUGUCAUCAAGUCAUCAUCAAUGAGUAAUAGUGGAAAGUCAUGAUUCAGCCUCAGUGCAGGACAUCUUUUUGUCCUUUUAACAUGAAAACUAAACCUACAAGUUGCCACUUUUUAGUUCAGUGUGUUGAAAACAUGACUUGCAACAGGCCAGAAAAUCUAGGGUAUUGUGUGUCUAUAGUGGUUUCUCUAAAAUGGGUAGUCUCUCUGAAAAAAGAGAAUUCCAGAAAGGAAGAGAGAGACAAAGGAGCAAAUUUAGAGAGAACCAACUCUUCCAUUUAAAUUGUUUUCCAGGAAGGAAGGUAUUCAAUAUUCAUUCUUUCUUUUAUUUGUCUUUUCUCAUUAUUGAUUUUGCCUUUAGGGAGGCUUCAGGCCUGGAAAUAGCCACAUCCCUAUAGCUUCAGUAAUGGCUUAUUGAACACUAAUUUGAAAUACCACCAAGGUUCUUUGCCCCAGUCCUAGCUAAUCUAUCCUUCCUCGACCAUCUCCUCUGAAAAGUUAGUGAAAGGCUACCCCAGAAGUUCACUCUACUAGAGCCCUUAACCAUUAUUGGGCUUAAGGCUGCACAUAAAACUUUUCUAGUUAGUUUCUUUUAAAAAGAGUUUGGACCCUGAGGCCUUCCCACCCCCCAGUUGGAUCUGCCUCUGUAGGCUCAUGCCUUCUAAAUCCACAACCAUUACUCCAAGUCUCUCCUCUGGAUUCAGACAUCUUGAACCAGUAGCACAGCUGACACAACUUCCCUUUUUUCCAGGCUCCUUCAGUGCAUUUUGUUUCUCCUGGUUCAUUGUGCGCAUGGGAAGAUGAGCUCUGCCGGCUUCUCUGACCCCCCAGGGCCAUUGCCUCUUCAUGUGGAACUUAGUGCCUUCUGUCUUUCAGAUGAGCGCUCUCUGCUCCUCUCUAUCAAAAUGCCACCCAGCCUCUUCCCAAUUAAAAAUGCCCAAUCUAUGGAGUGUGACAAUUGCCAUGUGACAGACCUGGUUAAGAAUGAGAGAAUGGAGAGCUGCUCUUUUCUGCUCCCUAUGUCCCCACAAUCAUUCUAGAAUGGAAGUUUUUUAGUAAAUCUUUUUUAAGAGCCUGCUUUUCUAAUUAUAGCAAAAUUGAUGCAUUUAGAGGGUUGAAUCACUUAUUGCUCACAGGAAAUCUCACUUGAUUCUUUCGUAUUUUCAUUUUUUUUAGUUAUCCUAGAAAGGCUCUCCUAUUUAGGAAGAUGGUUAGCUCUAAGUGUCCUUUUAACACAUCCAAGCCAGUCACCCUGAGUUUUGCUGUCUUUAAAUGGCAAAUCAGAGAUUAGGCUCCAGUUUCAAGAAUCCCUAAGUUGUAAAGGCUUUUUAAAGAACUUUUUCCAGAACACAAGCAAGGACAGUGGUGAAUGAUAAGACACUGCCACUCAGAUAAUGGACAAUUCAUGUCAGAACUGUCCCUUUUACCACUUCCUUUGCCAGACACCCACAUGUUUUGGUAAAAGCCAGUCCCCUAAAACAUUUAGACAUGCAUUUUCUCCUUCAACCCCAAUUACCUAAGGAAUUUAGUGCUAUCCAUAAAAUCAUCAUUUCCAUCAGUCUUAACAUCUUCCCACUGCCCGUCCCUGACUGUCUCAUUAGCUUACAUUGUCAGAAAUCCAAGAGCCCUCAUUCCCUGUUGUAAAACAAUACCUUCUCCUUGUGAGAUACCAGGAUUUUCCUUAUCUAUGGUCUAAAUGAAUCCAGCUCAUAAAGUUCUUACUGAUAAGUUCCUCAAUAGGAAGGCUAGUGUGCUGGAAGGGUGGGAAGGCAGUGAUUGGGGAGUAAUGGCCGUCAUUUGUGACCAAUUACCUGAGUUCUAUUUGUUUAUUGCACUACCCAUAAAUCAUCUAAUACUCUACAGUCCUUCUAGGCUUGGAAUGGUGGAGCCUUAAUUGAGCUACCAGUAGAUAGCUGAACUUCAGAAGGAUUGUCAUGUCCUUUUAGGAGCAAGAAUUAAACCUCAGAUCCAGAGCCCGUGCUUGGGAAUCUGAGCCAAUCCUGCCUGUUUCUUCUGACCAAAUCGACAAGGGGUCAUAUUAAGCAGGCUACUGAAUCUUUUUUAUUCAAAUGAACACCUGUGGCUCUUACUCAUCAGGAGUAUUAACUCUUAUUAACUUAUUAACUUCCUUUCCACUUUCACUCCAGCCCUCCCCAUGGAUUUCUACCAUAAAAUCCAUUUAAUCUUUCUCUGGGGCUUUGGGGAAAGAAAGACCCAGGAGAAGUCUUAAUCCCUCCUGAACCAUAGUAGAUAAUCUUUUUGAUCCCACUUGGGUAGAGAUCUUGUCUUAUCAGAGCUAAGAAUUGCCUCCAAGAGGAAGGCAUCUUUAGUUCUGAGUUAACACUGAUGGUGACUUUUCCCUUGCAGAAGGAAAAUUAAUCGGGUACCUAACUUGUGUGUAUCUUCCUAGGCAUGGUACAUUCAUUCAGACAACACCUAUUGGUUGAUUGCAUGGACAUCAUCAUGCAGGCAUUGUCAAGCAGCAGCUGUUGUGAUUUUGCUGCUUGGUAUCUUUUGCCUUGAUUAUCUUUGCACAUUUGACAAGGAAGUUUGACGGUAAUCUUCCCAAAUUUUUCCAUCUCAUUAACCAAUCUGUUUGCCCUUUCUCACUUGAAGAUCAGUUACACCACCUUCCCCCCCCCCCCAAAAAAAAAGUAGUACCUUUAACAGAGACAAUGAGAUCAGUGAGCUGAAUCAAAAGUAUGGGAGUGUUGGUAACUAAAGAAAUAGAGUUUCUCUCUGUGUGUCUCUCUGUCUCUCUCUCUCCUUGCAUACCCUCCUAUCCCCCCAGUGUUUUAAUAUACUGAUCAAGAAGAAUCUGGGUUGAAGUUUGUAUACUGAUUAAAAUGGGUAAGUCAUUCUAAGUUUGAGUGCAAUGGGAUAUAUGAGUGGAAUUCUGUGAAGCCAUUUCAGCCCUGACAUUUAAUCCUCGCUUCUCUUCCAACCUGCAGGAGUUUUGAGUGAUUCUGUCCCUUUUCCUAAAAAAAAAAAGGGGGGGGGGCAUUUGAGACAAUGGUAUAGAAUGGUAUAAGCUGAAACCUUCCUCAUAAUUGAUGGUACUGCUGGCUAACAUUUAAAGUAAGGUUGUCUAGGUUCUAGGUGAAAGAGGGGAGAGGUGGGGGAAACACUUAGUUGUGUCUGCCUUUAAACUAUAAAAGGAAGGCUAGGCUUGAUCAUCCACUAAUGGGAAGCCAAGGGUUUGUCAUGUCUUUUACCCAGAUAAAAGCCCUGGGUAAGGGAGGAAGUAAAUAAAGGGCACUGUGUGCUAAAUCCCAGUGAUUCCACUGGGCUAAUUCCUCCCUUACUGAAGUUCCAGGACUAGUAUUUGGUGUUGCUGCUCAAAGGUUCUAUACAAAAGAAAAACUCACAUAGCUUUUCCAGAAUCAGUCUCAUUCUGCCAUUUGAGCCUAUUUCCCAAAUGCUAUUAGCUGCUCCGUAGGUUUUAUUUUUCUGCUCUGGGAAAUUUGGGAGGUUUCCAGAGGAUAAAAUGCUUCGUCUUUCCAUUCAGUGGUGAAUUACUCCAAGAUUGAAGCAUUAGGUCCAGGGUAUAUAUUUGGGCAUUUUUGAGGAUUCAACAAGACCUUGUUUCAUCAGGAGUCACUAUUUCCCCCAGGUCUGAAAGCCCAGAGGCUGGAGGAAAUUGGUGGAAAGAGAGAAAGCUGUGAUUCAGCAGUACUAUUCCCAUAAAACUAGCAGGCACCACCAUAUAGAUCACAUGGGGGCCAUUCUCUGGAUAAGACUUGUCCUGCUCAUCAAGACAGUGGGGAGAAAACCAUCUGACUUAACUUAGCUCAAAGGAAAGCUCUUUAAAAAAUCUGUGGGGAAAAAAAAAUCUGGGAUUUUUCAUGUGAAUUGAGGGGAUAUCUAGGCAGGAAACAAAAAUCCCCUCCACUACAGGGAAAUCCUUCUGAACAAAAUGGUUGCCUCUGCCAACUCUUUUAAAAAGCAAAAACUGUUUCCAAACCUUUUAGUGUCAAAACUAUAACCAGGAGGCCCCUGACUUUUCUGAUAUGUUUGGCAAGUGCUGUGACCCUAUCAUUGAUAUUUCUUCUCCUAAUUUUUUGGGGGGAUUAAGAGGUUUAGGGUUUGAUUUCUUGGGUUCUUUGUCCCCCAUCCCUCCUCCUGUUUUGCUGUUUUGUUUCUCUGCUUGUCAAUAUUGUCUGUGUGGUCCAGAGAACUGGAGCAGUUAUAAACCGUGUGUGUCCAGUGUUGAGAUGUUGUGUUUUUUUAAUGAGAGAGAAAAAAAUAGUAGUAGAACUGAAAAAUAAAGAGCUGUGUUUUAUAAAAAUAAUAAUAAAAUGCAAACCAAUAUUGUUUUAAUAAAGGAAUUCAAGCUAGGGGCAGCCAAACUCCUCCCCCUCCUCUCAGGCUUGCUGAGGAAAAGCUAUGGGCCUGCAUCUGGACGUUUUGCCUUUUUCUUUACAAGGUUUAGAAGCAAAUGAAAGCUGGACCUUUUGAGUAAAUGUUUCAGAGUCCAUGCCCCCAGUGCGUAGCACCAUGUAGCAUCAGGGGCUGAUCUCUUUGACGCUUUGUCUAAGUUCAUUAGCUAUGGUGCUAGGGUGAGUGGUUGACGGCCCCCCCCCUUCUGGCAACAGCCACAGUACAGGCCACACAACCUCUUUCCUCCCCCCAUUGGUGCUAUUUCAUCCAGUUAACCUCUCACUUUGGGGGCUAGCCUGAAGCCUACAUGCCAGGUGAGACAAAUUACACUCAGUUCUCAACUCCUUCAACUCAGUCCCCUAACUCUAGCUCUUGAACUUUUUAAACCUCUUAAGUUUUCAGGGGCCAGAAAAUCUCCAGCCAAUGAAGAUGCUUUUGGAAAGGGAGAUGAAUUAGACCAAAGCCAGAGGACUCAUUCCUGGGCCUGAGCAAACCUUCUGGACCCAACCCUUCACACCAUACCAUACCAGUAUUUCAUUCACCCUAAUACACAAUCCUUUAUGACUUGCCUCCCCCCACGCAAGAACAGCCCAGGAGAUGGUAAAACAAGUCAGCAGGUCCAAGGUAGGAACAUCAGGUACAGCCUGGGACUCUCUCCUUUACUUGCUUCAAAAGAGAGAUGUUGCACUUUAGUGGAAGAAGAGAGGAGUAUAGGGUACCAUCUCCCUUAUAGCUUGAGUUCCUUUUUUGGUAACUGAGGCAGCUGGAGAUGCUGGUGUUACCAAACCUGCCCACUGCCUUCAACUGUAUGUGUGUGUGUGUUAUUGCUGGAGUUGUGUUACUGACAGGAUAAUGAUAAUGCAAAGAAAUUGUGUUCUAUUCAACUUUGCCUUGAUAAUUAUUAUAAACACUUUGUUCCGUUUUCUUUUUUUAUUCACAAAUUUAAUUCAUCAGGAAACUAUAAAGUUAUUUAAAAAUUCUA